Messenger RNA from Impatiens glandulifera, 3024 nucleotides. RefSeq names its product serine/threonine-protein kinase dst2. The record is from RefSeq and is a predicted model, not a curated record. Gene Ontology annotation, biological process: intracellular signal transduction; protein phosphorylation; regulation of MAPK cascade. Bases 293 to 2728 code for a protein of 811 amino acids. Gene Ontology annotation, molecular function: protein kinase activity; ATP binding. NCBI's taxonomy places the organism in Eukaryota, Viridiplantae, Streptophyta, Magnoliopsida, Ericales, Balsaminaceae. The transcript is spliced from 18 exons.
CUUUUCCCGGGAUCCCCUUUUCCCCGCCAUGACCACCAGUUUAUCAAAUUCCAACCGAGAUUAGGGUUUUUGGUUUCAAAGAAAUAUAUAUGGGAUAAGGGUUUCUUCUCAGACUGGUUCAAGACAAUCAUUUUAUUACCCUCAACUAAGAUCCGAUCCAAUACCCUUUUAUGCAGAAGCAGCUGCUGCUGCUGCCAGAUGAAUUCGUCGAAUUCUGUCUCAUUUCCCCCAAGCAUAAUCCGAUAUCAACCUCCGUUUAGAACUCGGCCUGUUUAGCUACAAUCUUCUUACAAUGGAUUUCUCUCCCGCCUCAACUCGAGCUCGCCGUAACCCCAGCUCCGAUAUCUACUCCACAUUUGUCGUCCACGACAGCAGCGCCGGGUCAGACCAUAAACGCCGCGGCGGAAUUAACUCCAGUGCCAGCGCCGGAGACGACGACCCUUACGCCACAAUGGUGAGGAAGAAAGACAAUCAGAUCCCAGACUUUGACGACGACGAGGAAGACGAUGCUUCUCUCCCUCCUUUACUCAAGCACCUUCCCAAGGACUUCGGCGUUAUUGACGACGAUGAAGACGAUAACUGGAACUACUCAGGGACAAUGGUGGUAAAGACCGAGAGAAGUAGUAAUCAGAAGAAACCGUUGUUUGAUAGGGAUGAAUCGAGCUCGAGGGAGGGAUAUGAUGACGAUGAUGAUGAUGAUGAGGAAGAUGAAGCUGGCGAUGGUGAUUUCUCCACUUUUGUUGUGAGACCUACUGGUAAGAAGAGAGAGUCUGUAUCCGGGACAGUUGUUAGGCGGACUAGUGGUGGUGUAGGGACUAACACGAUGAGUAGGGCGGUUGCAAGUAUGCAGGCCGCAGGUGCCUCUUUCCAUGAUGAUGAUAGUCGUUAUGUACAGCGAUCCAGUAAAGUUUCGUCAAGUUCCAUUCCUGAAAGUGUCACCAGAGAAGAUCCUUCUAUUAAGUACGAAUUGCUUAAUGAACUAGGCAAGGGCUCUUAUGGUGCUGUUUAUAAAGCAAGAGACUUGCACACUUCAGAGAUGGUUGCUAUCAAAGUUAUCUCAUUGACUGAAGGGGAAGAGGGUUAUGAAGAAAUCCGUGGAGAAAUUGAGAUGUUACAGCAAUGUUGUCAUCCAAAUGUAGUUCGAUACCUGGGAAGCUACCAGGGAGAAGAAUAUUUAUGGAUAGUUAUGGAGUACUGUGGGGGUGGUAGUGUAGCUGACUUGAUGAGUGUUACUGAUGAUCCACUUGAAGAGUGUCAAAUAGCUUAUAUUUGCAGGGAAGCGUUAAAGGGAUUAUCUUAUUUGCAUUCAAUUUUUAAAGUACAUAGAGAUAUUAAAGGAGGAAACAUUUUGUUGACUGAACAAGGAGAGGUCAAGUUGGGUGAUUUUGGGGUUGCAGCACAAUUGACAAGAACCAUGUCGAAGCGUAAUACGUUUAUUGGAACACCCCAUUGGAUGGCUCCAGAAGUUAUUCAAGAGAAUCGUUAUGAUGUAAAGGUGGAUGUCUGGGCUCUUGGAGUGUCAGCUAUUGAAAUGGCUGAGGGGCUUCCUCCUCGGUCCACAGUGCAUCCAAUGAGGGUUUUGUUUAUGAUAUCGAUUGAACCAGCUCCAAUGCUCUCAGACAAGGAAAAAUGGUCUCUUGUGUUCCAUGACUUUAUAGCUAAGUGCCUUACAAAAGAACCACGGUUACGUCCUACUGCAACCGAGAUGUUAAAGCACAAAUUUAUCGAAAGAUGCAAAUCCGGUCCAUCUGUGAUGUCGCCGAAGAUUGAGAAGGCCUGGCAGGCUAGAGCUUCUAUGAUAGAACAAACACAAAAUACUUCUCCGGGGACCUCCUUCAUACCAGGAGAAGAUGAAAUAGGAGGUCCAAAAAUAAACGUAGACUAUGGGGGUACGGUCCCAUCUAGGCCUCAAGAUGGUGGAUCCCAAGCUGCUGGAGCAGGAGGGUCUUCUAUGAGUAGAACCAUCAAACGGCCUAUGGGAAAUGUGACUGAAGGGGACUUCGGAACUGUUGUCAUUCAUGCGGGGGAUGAGAAAGGAGGAUCAUCCAUGCAAACAACAAUCCCUCGGGCAGGUCAAACUUCAUCCGGAUCACAACUUGUUGAAGCUCCCAUCAGUGGUGCAAAACGUGGUUCUACUGAUCCCAGGAUGCCAAAUGCUAUUGAAUCUGAAGCAAAGGGCCCAUCACAGUUUCUAGCUCAUCAAACAAUUAAAGUGUCUUCAUCUUCACCUGCAUCACAAAACCUUAGACUAGACAGCCUCGCUCAAGAACAGGUUGGAAUUGGCUCAACAGUAAGCGGUUCAUUGAAGAACGACACUGUCAGUAGAAGAGCUAUGGAUAAGCUUUGGUCAAUCUAUGCGGCUGGUAAUACCGUUCCUAUUCCAUUUUUGAGAGCAACCGAUAUUUCUCCCAUCGCCCUUCUAUCCGACAAUGUUCUUAAAGGUGGAGAGAUGACUACCGGAGGUUCAACUGCCAUGGAAGCAUUGCAGGAGCUUUUUACUUGCGAUGGCCAGCCAAAAAAGGGAAGAAGGGGACAAAACGAGGUGCCUCUUCCACCAAGCGUCUACAAGAGACUUACAUCAAGCUCUACAUUAAUGAAUCUCGCCCAGGCUUUGGCUUACCAUAAAUCGUGUUAUGAAGAGAUGCCACUUCAAGAGAUGCAAGCAUCAGAAGAGCAACAAACCACUCAGAAUCUUUCAGAUACUUUGAGAACUAUUUUACGCUUAUAGAUAUCUCAACUUUUUUUGUUGUCUUUCAAAAGAUUUGAUUUGCUCGGUCUCCCUAACUUGGUACAUAGAAGUCGGAAGAGAAUCACUACACCAACAUCAGCCAGUGCAGCUUGCACUUCUCCAAAUGAUAGAUCAUUCUCUAAAAUUAAAAUCUCAAAUUGUGUCUAAUUUUCUUAGUUUGCUUUGUAUAUUGUGGUGAUAGAAAAUAUUGACCCGUCAACUGUUUUUGUAAAGACAAAUGUUUAAUACCUGGUUUCAGAAGAAACAUUGUUUAUGUUAACACCUUCAUGAAUAUU